This is a messenger RNA of Lachancea nothofagi CBS 11611, 1530 nucleotides long. The record is from the annotation of a GenBank genome assembly. NCBI's taxonomy places the organism in Eukaryota, Fungi, Ascomycota, Saccharomycetes, Saccharomycetales, Saccharomycetaceae.
AUGAUCGCCAGCACGACACUGCUACCAGCAGACACUUCUAUAGAGCCAUAUGGAUCACAUAUGAACAAAGAAGAUGCGAGAUCCGAGACACCAUCUCAACUUUACGAUAUUAAGGAAUGCGUUGGAAAAGGAAGUUUUGGCGAUGUUUAUCGCGCAGUCGAUAAGCAAAGUGGAAAUGUUGUCGCCAUCAAGAUCAUCAAUCUGGAAGAAACUCAGGACGACAUAGACAUUUUGGCUCAGGAAAUAUACUUCUUGUCAGAGCUAAAGGCCCCUUUUAUUACAAAUUACAUCCAGACUUUUGUGGAGGACGUCUCCAUGUGGAUUGUGAUGGAAUUUUGCGGGGGAGGAUCUUGUGCUGAUCUUCUGAAACAUCUCCCUGAACACAAAUUUCCUGAACACAAAGUUGCGUAUAUUAUAAGGGAAGUACUUUGUGGCCUUGAGUACUUACAUAGCCAAAAAAAGAUCCAUCGUGAUAUCAAGGCAGCUAAUAUUUUGGUCACGAACGAUGGCGAGGUUAAGCUGGGUGAUUUUGGAGUAAGCGGUCAAAUUAUGGCCACUUUGAAGCGCACUACCUUUGUUGGAACACCAUAUUGGAUGGCACCAGAAAUAAUUGCUAGAAGAGACAACGGUUAUGAUGAAAAGGCAGACAUUUGGUCAUUAGGAAUAACCGUCAUAGAACUUCUGACCGGCCAGCCGCCCUACGCCAAGCAUGACCCAAUGAAAGUAUUGUUGAACAUACCUCUCAGGAAGCCACCAAAAUUGCAGGGCCGUUUUACUAGUCCAGCUCGAGAUUUUAUCGCACUUUGCCUGACCAAAGAUCCACAAUCACGUCCAGAUGCAGCUGAACUUUUGAGCCAUAAGUUUCUCAAUAGACCGACUUGGCGCGGUAUCGGAACAUUGAAGCGUGAAGUUGAUCUUGUCAAGAUUUUGAAAAUACGAACGAAUUACAUUAAACAGCCUCGCUUUUUGGUUUCCGACAAGGUGUACGCAACGGGUGCGAGUUCACAUCUACAGAGCUGGAACUUUGAGAAAACACAGAGACUUGAUGUCAAGAAGCACAAGUACCAAAGUCGGCAGCAAAUGAAGCACCCAGAAAUCAAAUCGGCAGCACUGGAACAAAUGUCUCCAAAGACUGAAAAAAGUCCCAUUUCUGCAAUGCAAAGCGCUGAUAUUAAUACUCCAAUGGCGAUCACUCCAAUGACGAACGCUACAUCUCCAAGUUUGAGACACUAUAAUCAAGAAAAGGACUUUGAUGUCUCCAUGGGACUUCAUGAAGGAAAGGUUGCAAAGAAACAUACUCAGCAAAUUGCAGACAAAGGACUCAAUUACUAUAGGCAUAUUAUUCUUUACAGCUUUGAAAGGAUCUUCGAGAGGGCGCGCUCAGAGGACACGAAACUCGUUGUGAAUCGCUUAAGACAUCUCUUCGAAGAAGCUGAAAAAUCACAACCUGGAUUAAGCGAAGCUUUUGUCGAAGAAGUUUACAUCAGGAUGGAAGAGAUCAAAAACUACAUAGUAGAAACGUCUAUUUAA